Molecule: messenger RNA, 1299 nt
Organism: Capra hircus (goat)
Lineage: Eukaryota; Metazoa; Chordata; Mammalia; Artiodactyla; Bovidae
Gene: ETFBKMT
Product: electron transfer flavoprotein beta subunit lysine methyltransferase
Exons: 4
Coding region: 371-1171 (266 amino acids)
Biological process (GO): peptidyl-lysine trimethylation
Cellular component (GO): mitochondrial matrix
Molecular function (GO): protein-lysine N-methyltransferase activity
Source: RefSeq, a predicted model, not a curated record
UUAUUUUCCAAGCGAGGUCACGGCACCCUCUGGUUUCACAUUCUGUCCCUUUAAGAAGCCCGGGUGAAGGGAGAGAGCGCUGCCGGGAAGGAAGGCGGAGCAGGAGGUCAGGAGGGGCGGGGACAAGGGCGCUGGUAGCAGGCUACGCCGGGAACUCUGGAUCCCGAGUGCAGUUGUAAAGAAAGCGUCAAAAGAGGCGCAAAGGCAAAGUGACAGGCUUGCCCUGUGCUUUGCUCCUCAGGGUGGUGUUAGCACAGACAGAGGUCCAGUGACUCCAGCUGAGAUCAGUUUGGCAACCAGACUCUUUCCCCAGGAGAAGCAGCUCUUAGCAAGAGCAACACCAGCAUACCUGUGCUUUGGAACCAGACUGAUGGCUUUGAGCCCAGGCUGGAGAGUGUUUGCAUCAUUUUCCAUGAACCACUAUGUUGUCCUCUGGAAGGCUGUGAGAAGCAGUGGCUUCCUCUUGUUUCCUUGGGGUCACUGCCCCUGGAGAGGAACUGGAAGCCUUUUGGACCCUAAGAUGAAAGCUUUCCUGGAAGAGAACACUGAAGUCACCAGCAGUGGCACCCUCACCCCUGAAAUCCAGUUGCGGCUUUUGACCCCCAGAUGCAAGUUCUGGUGGGAGAGAGCUGACCUGUGGCCCCUCAGGGAUCCUUACUGGGCAAUCUACUGGCCAGGGGGCCAAGCCCUAUCUAGGUAUCUUUUGGAUAAUCCUGAUGUUGUCAGAGGAAGAUCUGUGUUAGAUAUUGGGAGUGGAUGUGGAGCUACAGCCAUUGCUGCUAAGAUGAGUGGAGCCUUAAGGAUCUUGGCCAAUGACAUAGACCCUAUUGCAGGAAUGGCUAUUACACUAAAUUGUGAGUUGAACCAACUGAAUCCUUUUCCCAUUUUAAUCAAAAACAUUUUGGAUUUGGAACAAGAUAAGUGGGACCUUGUUGUGCUUGGAGAUAUGUUUUAUGAUGAAGACCUUGCAGACAGUCUGCUUCAAUGGCUGAAGAACUGCUUUGAGACCCACAGAACUCAAGUACUGAUUGGUGACCCUGGGCGACCCCAAUUCAGUGGACAUAGCAUUCAGCAUCAACUGCACAAAGUAGCAGAAUAUUCACUUCCAGAGCCUACAAGGCAGGAUAACAAUGGACUGACAACAAGCACAGUGUGGCAGUUUCAGCCUUGAGCUGUUGAAGUUCCUCCAGUAGGGGAUAUAGCUAUGUUUGGGUUUAACCUGAAAAGACUCUCUGGUUCAAAGAAGGUGAUUUGUGUUAAAUGGUAAAUCUUGCUUUGAAAAUAUGAAGGUUAAAAUUU